Molecule: messenger RNA, 1477 nt
Organism: Melanotaenia boesemani (Boeseman's rainbowfish)
Lineage: Eukaryota; Metazoa; Chordata; Actinopteri; Atheriniformes; Melanotaeniidae
Product: E3 ubiquitin-protein ligase Midline-1-like
Exons: 8
Coding region: 151-1242 (363 amino acids)
Molecular function (GO): zinc ion binding
Source: RefSeq, a predicted model, not a curated record
UCACCUUUACCGUACUGCAGGCUGUUGCGCAACUGAAUUUGAACCGUAGAAGACAGGAUUAGAAAAUGGCAAAUCAAAUGUUACGAUGAACUUUCUUUUCUUUUUUUCUUGAAGAAGUUGGAUGUACUCCGGAUAAAGGGUUUCAAUCCUAUGAGGCUCCGCCCCAUCAGGAAGUACGACUGUAAUCUCUACAGUUCUUUCACUUUUAGCUUGUUAGUCUACCUACGGAAGAAGAAAAAAUUACUACGCAGGCUUUUGGUUCAAGGCUUUGAUGAUCAAGAGUUGAAUAUGGACGACUCCGAUCAUACCCGUCUUGAGGAAUUGCUAACUUGCCCAGUGUGCCAGGACAUUUUUAAGGAUCCUUUACAGCUGCCCUGUGGACACAGCAUGUGUACACGCUGUCUAGAAAACCUGGUGGAUCACUUGUUGGCAGACACAUCUUUCCGUUGCCCAGACUGCAGGGCAACUUUUGGAGAAACUGUUAGGGUACAGAAGAGCUAUGCGUUGGCCAACAUUGCAGAGGAGUUCAAGUUGAACAAGACUAGGAGGGAAACCGAGACAAAAUGUGUGUAUUGCGACUGCUGCCCAGAGAAGAACAUUCUGGCUAUUAAAACAUGUCUGAAGUGUGAGGUGUCAAUGUGCAAACAGCACGUGAAGGACCACCUUGAACUGCUGGUCUUCACGGGACACCCCCUGGUGGAACCUCUGAGUGAUCUCCAGGAGAGGAAAUGCCCAGAGCACAACGAUGAAGUACUGAGAUACUACUGCAGAUCAUCCAGGCGCUACAUCUGCAACAUCUGCGCCCUGGAAAGCAAGCAACUCAGCAGAGCCACAGAUCUUUCCAGUGUCCUGUGGAGACAACUGACUGACAACAUGGACCAGCACUUCAAAAUGCUCAAGGAGCAAAUUACAGAAUCCUUCAGUACUGUAAUGAAACCGCAAAGAGGCACCCAACGUGAUAAUCCUGCUGACUCGCACAUCAAUGGUGUCACGGUGGUCCUACUCCUUCUUUGGUUCAUUGUUCUGUAUUAUGCUUAUAACUACUCUGUGGAAAAUCAGACACUAAGAGAGUCGCUGGAGAAACAACAGACUCACGAUCAUCGCAUUUAUUCCACUAUCAUGGAACUAUUGGUCGAUCAUCCACUGAAGAGCCGCAAACCUCCAGAAGCCGAAGAUGGUGGUACAGAAGGGAGAGGAGACAAGCAAAGGACGCAUCAGAGUGAUAACCUACAGACACUCUGAACAUCUGUGGUGUAGUGGCCACAGACUCAAAUAAGUAUCUUGGUUUGGAGGUCAGAAGAUCGGCUAUUUAUUUACCUCAUAUUGUGAUCUUAAGAGGCACUUGAUUGUUUCUGUUGAUGCAGGCUUUAUGUCAACUCCAGACAAUUUAUGCUUCAUGAGAUGGAAGAUUUGGGACUUCCAUCUUACCAUCAGCAGCCGAAUAUAAGGGCAACAAUAAAUAUUUUCAUUUUGGUUU